AUGUAUUCUUGGAUAGGAUCAAUUAUCGUAAUUUUUGUUUCUGUGAUAUUGGUCACGCACUUUCGAAGGUCAAAGUACAAAAAUUUUCCGCCAGGUCCAAUUGGUUUGCCAAUUUUAGGAUAUUUGCCGUUUCUAGGAUCAGAGCCGUUCAGAACUUUACACGAGCUUCGAAGAAAGAAUGGAAAUGUGUUUAGUUUAUACCUCGGACAAACUUAUGUGGUGGUGCUGGGAGAUUACAUUGCUGUGAAGGAAGCUUUCAGUCUGUCUUCAACUACUGAUCGACCGGAGAAGAUUUUCGACUUUUUACCAGAUGGAGUAGGGUUCUCCAGCGUAAACGGCGAAGAGUGGGUUGAACAGCGACGUUAUUGUGUGCGUGCCAUGAGAGACCUGGGAUUGGGGCGAAGUAAUUGGGAACGAUCUGUCCAGGCAGAAGUAGAAGACUUUGUAAGCCUGAUUGAAAAACAAAAUGGUCUUCCGAUCGAUGUCUGCAAACUGUUAAGUUCCAGCGUUUCCAACAACAUUUCUUCUCUUCUCUUUGGUAAGCGCCUGCCUGUUGGUGAUCCGACCAGAGAUCGUAUGGACCAAGGCAUCAACGUAGUGUCACGGUUCUUCAGUCAAUCCGGGCUUCGGCUCUACUUCCCUUUUCUCGUUGAUGUUUUGGUGAAGCUUGGAAUCACCGAAUAUGCAAGGAUUCACCAAAAACUCGUGGAUUUCAAUCGUUUCAUUAGGGAAGAAGUACAACAACGUAAAACUGUUACUAAGAAUGAGGAUCUUGACAUUUUUAUCGAUGGUUACAUACAGGAGAUGGAAAAAUGCAAAAGCAUUCCAGGAAGCACUUUUAACGAUAAAAACUUAUGUGGAAAUGUUCAAGCUUUGCUCGUUGGCGGUAGCGACACUACGAGGACCUCCAUCAAUUGGCUUCUUUUAGCAAUGGCCAGUUUCCAACACAUUCAGAUGCAAGUCCACGCAGAGCUAGACACCGUUCUGGGAAAGGAAGGCAAAAUCACGUGGUCGGAGCGAGCAAGAGUGCCCUACACGUUCGCCGCCAUCAUGGAAGGACAAAGAUGGAAGACAGUGGCUCCAAUUAACACGUCAAGAAUUGCAAUGGAUGACAUAAGGAUAUGCGGGUACGACAUCCCAAAAGGCACGACGAUAAUUGCAAACAACUGGGGACUGCACAACGAUACAAAAUAUUGGAAAGAUCCAGAAGUGUUUGAUCCAAAACGCUUUCUGACUGAAGAUGGUAAACAAUUAAAAUUAAGGCCAGAGAGUUAUGUUCCAUUUUCCUUCGGUAAACGGAACUGCCCCGGAGAGACAGUAGCCUUGAUGGAAAUACUCCUCUAUUUUGCAACCCUAAUGCAAAAGUUUGAGGUGUUACCUCCACAUGGAUCAAGACCAAAGAUGGAUGCUAUUCUCGGACUGACUUAUCAAGCAGUCGAACAAAAACUGCGCUUUAUUCCCAGACAAUAAGUAGCAGAAAAUAGUUGACAGUAAUGAAGUACAGCAGAUGAGCCUCGUUUAUCCGGACUAACUGGGACCAAAGGCAAUCUGAGUAAUAUGUGAAAUAAGCAAAAGAAAUCUUAAACAAGCAGACGUACCUUUUAUUACAGCAAAAAACAAUGCUUUGUAACAAAAUUACAUAGGAAUGUUUCGCGACAAACUUAUUAGUUCAGCUGGAGUGGUGCCGAACUGAU
Molecule: messenger RNA, 1694 nt
Organism: Uloborus diversus
Lineage: Eukaryota; Metazoa; Arthropoda; Arachnida; Araneae; Uloboridae
Product: vitamin D 25-hydroxylase-like
Exons: 8
Coding region: 1-1470 (489 amino acids)
Molecular function (GO): oxidoreductase activity, acting on paired donors, with incorporation or reduction of molecular oxygen; heme binding; monooxygenase activity
Source: RefSeq, a predicted model, not a curated record